This is a messenger RNA of Entrophospora candida, 1473 nucleotides long. The record is from the annotation of a GenBank genome assembly. Lineage: Eukaryota; Fungi; Glomeromycota; Glomeromycetes; Entrophosporales; Entrophosporaceae.
AUGUUGCGAAGUGCUAAUCUGCCUUUUAAUAAAUUUUAUGGGCCUGGUGAUUCUAAUGAUUUGGCCAAAAUCGUUAGAAAUCAGUUGAAUUCUGACACGUUUUGUAUUGGCUGGCCUUUCCAUCAAUAUUUAAUAUUUUGGGCUAUUUCAACUUUUCCCGUUAGAACGAAAUUGACUUUUUGUUGGAUUUAUGGAAAAUUGAUUCAAAAAGUUACUGGGUGUUCCGUUGCAUUAGAACUCCCUGAAAGAACUAAGGUUAACAAAACUACAAAAGAUAUUAACGCUAACAGUAGUACAAAUCCUUUAGAGCAAGACAUCUGCCAAGAAGGCCAAAAGAAGAUCAGAGUCACAAGUAGAGCACGACUCUCUACUUGUAAAAAAUCGUAUAGCAAAGCUAUUUAUUUUAGUUUGGUAAUAGCGAGGCUAACUGAUGCUUUAUAUUCAAACGUAUCUGAUUGUGAUGAGUCGUCUAUAACGCAUCGUGCUUUUAUUACUAGUUGGGCUCAUAUUCCUCAAGGCCCACCUGAUGCGAUUUUAGGAAUUACAGAGGCUUAUAAAAAAGAUACCAAUCCCCAAAAAAUGAAUUUGGGAGUUGGUGCCUAUAGAGAUGAUGAUGGGAAACCAUAUGUUUUGAAUUCUGUCAGAAAGGCAGAGAAAAAAAUACUUGAAGAUCGACUUGAUAAGGAAUAUCUUCCAAUUACUGGUCUUUCUAGCUUUACUCAAGGUGCAGCUCUUUUGGCUUACAGUAAAGAUUCCAAACCUUUAAAAGAUGGAUUAAUUUCAAUCACUCAAUCGAUUUCAGGAACAGGAGCUCUUAGAAUUGGAGGAGUGUUUUUAUCUAGAUAUUAUCCACAUGCUAAAAAAAUCUAUUUACCUAAACCAACAUGGGGCAAUCAUAAUGCUAUUUUUAAAGAUUCUGGUUUUGCAUCAGGAGACACUGAUAAAGAUGCUUAUGCCAUUCGUAAAUUUAUAACUGAUGAUCAUCGGGUAGCUUUAGCACAAUCAUUUGCUAAAAAUAUGGGGCUUUAUGGAGAACGUGCUGGCGCAUUUUCAAUUAUUUCUGAAAGUUCAAAAGAAAAGGCUGCAAUUGAUUCACAACUUAAAAUACUAAUUAGAGCCAUGUAUUCUAAUCCACCAAUACAUGGUGCAAGAAUUGCAAGUUAUGUACUGAACGAUCCUGAACUAAAUAAAGAAUGGUUAGAAGAAGUAAAACUUAUGGCAAAUCGAAUUAUUACUAUGCGUGAUAAACUCAAGCAUCAUUUAGUUAAUGAUUUUCAAUCAAAGAUUUCUUGGAAUCAUAUCACUGAUCAAAUUGGAAUGUUUUGUUACACUGGAUUAAAACCUGAGCAGGUUGAAAAACUUACUGCUGAUUUUCAUGUAUAUUUAACCAAAGAUGGACGUAUUUCCAUUGCUGGAAUUUCUUCAAAAAAUGUUAAAUAUUUAGCUGAAGCCAUACAUGAAGUUACAAAAUAA